AUGGAUGCAAUUUUUCAAAUUGAAACCAGUGGCAUGAUGUUCAAUGCUUUUAAAGCUAAGACAAUGGAUGAAGAAACACAUCACUAUGAUUUGAGAAGUAGAAGUAGAUCUAGGUCUCAUACUCCAAUGGUUUUCAAUCAAAAUUUGAUAGAUUUUAAUACCUAUGAUCACAGAUACUUAAGAGAUAGAGGAAGUAAAGAAAGAUCCCAGACCCCUGUGGAAGUAUCAAGUUCCAGACGUUCAGAGUCGAGAUCCUUACCCAGAAGUACUUUAAAAAACGAUACAAUAAAAGAAGAACUACAACAGAACAUUGAAGAUAUUCAAAAAGCACAAAUAACUGUUGAAUAUGAACGUCAAAAUGAAAAAUCUGCACUUUCAACAGUUAAAAAAGUUGAUAAGCGGUCAGAACGACGACGCGUAAGAAGACAAGACAAUGUUAAUGGACAAGGAGAGUUAAAGGAGAGUAAAUCUAUAAAAAUAUCAAGUAAAAGUUUAUCUCCAAAUAAAAUAAUUACCAGUGACUAUUCUUCCGAUGAAGGAAAAUUCCAUGAUUCAUCUAGAAGUCCUAGAUCAGCAUACGAAAUAUACAAACAAGCUGGUGAUUGGUGGGAUGUUUUUCCAAAGACAGAUUAUACAUACUCUCCGACAUCACGAUGUCGAUAUGAAAUCGCGCCUGGAAUCUUGGCCAUGCCUAACAUGUCUCGGACGUCUAUCCAUUUAGCGUGUGGUAGUAACUGCAGUAGUCUGAUUUACAGUCAACAGGAUUCAACUUUGUCUCAAAGAAAUAGAACACGUUCCUUCAAUUACCUAGAAAAAGAUAUCACUGAUGCUGUCAAUCAAAAUCGUUUGAAUGAAGAACAACAUUUUUAUUCGUUUUCAUAUGAUACAGCAAGACAAUCGGAUUUACAUAUAUACAAUCAAACACAAAUAGAUAAAUCGAGAAAUCUUGACACAAGUUCUUAUGCAGAGUUUGAAAAUAGAUUUAAUAGUUCUUCACACAUUAAUUCCAACACGGAAUUAAGUGAAGCUCUUCAGUUGAAUACCAACAAUAAUAAAAAGUGGACCAUAUCGUGGUUUGAAAAGAUUAAGAAUGUCUUAACGUUACUGUUUAUCAAUUUAUUUCAGUUCGUAGGUAUUAAGAUGUUGAAAAAAAAUUCUACAACUAGUCAUAAUUAUUGGCAGUAUCAAGAAUCUACAUUGACUAAAAUAUGGAAAAAAAUGUUUCGAGUUAUUCAGUAUUCAUAUUUGUUGUUGAUGAGAGCACUCUUUUUUGAUUCUUGGAUAUUAAGAUGUGUUUCAACUUUUUCAAAGAGUCUCCGCAGGCACUCUUCCAAAUGGAUCAUAUUCUUUCUUCCAUUGUUACUUUUUUUACUUGGUUAUUGGUUUUAUCCCUAUGGAGAAAAUUUAGGCUUUCCUUCGUUUUCUAGAACUGAUUUUUCACAAUUUUCUACUACAAAAAAAAGUCUUACACCUAUAAAUCCAAUAGAACCAUUAGAAAAAAAUUCCUUUAUCAUAAAUGAUGCUAUUCAAGAGAAAAUAAGUCAACAAAUAAUAAGUUUGAUCGAUCGAGUAGAGAAAUUGGAAGCUAUCGAACAGAAUUCGGAAAAAAAUAUUUUAAGUCUCAAUCAAUCUCAUGCAAAGCUGAAAGUCGAUGAAGCAAAAGUUUGGAAGCUUUAUGAAAAAAAAAUAUCUGUUUUAGAGGACAGAGUAAUAAACGCACAACAUAUUUUAGAGUAUCAAAAUAAUGAGAAGAGAAACACUUUUGAUGAAAUACAAAAUAUUAAAACCGAGUUGAAUAAUAUACAAAGCCUUUACGCAAAUUUAAAGACUUGCUGUGAUAAAAGUAUAUCACCAAAAGAAAUAAACGAAAUUUUCACAAAUUUAUUAAUUUCAAGCGAUAAUUAUAAUAAGAAAUCGGAUGGCGAAGAUUUAAAGACGCUUAAAUGUGAACAUUUACCUAACACUUCGUCAUUAUCCGAAGAGCAUAUAAAAAACAUAGUUAAAGAAAUUUUGAAGACUUAUAACGCGGAUAAAACAGGAAAAGUUGAUUAUGCGUUAGAAUCCGCUGGCGGUCAAAUUAUUAGUAUUCGUUGUACCCAAAGUUACAGUGUCAAUACUCGGGCAUUCAAAGUUCUUGGCUUUACAUUAUAUUAUGAGAGUAGUGAUCCUCGAACUGUAAUUCAAGGACAUUCAUUACAGCCAGGAGUUUGUUGGGCGUUUCAAGAUUUUCCUGGAUAUCUUGUGAUUAAACUACGUAGCCCAAUCCAAGUAACUGGGUUUACUGUUGAGCAUGCACCAAAAUCUAUUUUGCCUAACAAUGAAAUAAAAAGUGCACCAAAGAAAUUUAAUAUUUGGGGUUUGAAGGAAGAAAAUGAUUCUGAUCCUGUACUUUUCGGUGAAUAUGAAUUUUUAGAUAAUGAUGAAAGUCUUCAAUAUUUUCCGGUGCAGAAUCUUAAUGUUGUAGAACCGUAUGAGUUCAUCGAAUUAAAAAUACAUAGUAAUCAUGGGCAACUUGAUUAUACUUGUCUUUACCGAUUUAGAGUUCAUGGAACAUUAAUUUAA
This is a messenger RNA of Cotesia congregata, 2562 nucleotides long. Lineage: Eukaryota; Metazoa; Arthropoda; Insecta; Hymenoptera; Braconidae. The record is from the annotation of a GenBank genome assembly.